AAUUACAAAAUCAUUUCUAUAUAAAUAACAGCAACUCCAUAUACACUCCUACUUUAUAUCCACUCCCCCAAAUCAAAUUUGAAAUUUUCCGAGAUGGAGAAACCACAAAUUAUUGACAACAAAAGGAUCUUGCCUAGCAACGAUGCCGACAUCGAAUUAGGGCAAAACGAAGAAGCUGUAGAUGUAGAAGUAGAAGCAGUCCACGAUUACUCAAAGAGAGCACAAUGGCUGAGGGCCGCGGUUUUGGGCGCAAACGACGGCCUCCUAUCCACGGCGUCGCUGAUGAUGGGAAUCGGCGCUGUCCGGCACGACGCCAAGACGAUGAUCCUCACCGGAAUCGCCGGCUUGGUGGCGGGGGCUUGCAGCAUGGCCAUCGGAGAAUUCGUCUCCGUCUACUCGCAGUUUGACAUAGAAGUGGCUCAGAUCAAGAGAGAGCAAAAGGCUCGUGCAUCCAUCAAGAGGAACCUGCCCAGCCCCCUGCAGGCGGCCGCCGCCUCCGCCGCUGCUUUCGCGGUCGGGGCGGCGGUGCCUCUGCUGGCCGCCGCAUUUGUGGGGAACUACAACGUGAGGCUGGGGGCGGUGGUGGCCGCCGUGAGCGUGGCGCUUCUAGGGUUUGGUUGGGCGGGGGCGGCCCUCGGAAGGGCGCCGCCGGUGAGGUCGUCGCUGAGGGUGCUGCUUGGAGGCUGGCUGGCGAUGGGGAUCACUUUUGGUUUUACCAAGUUAAUUGGUUAGACUCACAUCUAAUGAGGAUCGAUAAUAAUUAAUGAUUCGAACAAGUCUUACCAAUUGAACUGUAUUUCGUUGUCACCAUACAAAUUAUUAGUUAUGUUUGCAAGUUUAGAUCUUAAAUGGAUGAAAAGGAUUUUGGGAUUUAAAUAAGGAAAUAGAAUUUGGCCGCGGGUGAGAUAAAUUGCAUGCAUAGUAAUCAGGUCACGUAUUAAAUCACUUGUUCACAUUAUUGGCAUGUUAAUAAGAUUUUACUUUCUAAAACAAGGCCCAUGCUACUUUGUAAGCUGGUUACUCUUUAUUUGUUGAAGAGUGAAGGAUUCAAUAUUUA
Messenger RNA from Salvia miltiorrhiza (redroot sage), 1057 nucleotides. Its product is annotated as vacuolar iron transporter homolog 3-like. Gene Ontology annotation, cellular component: membrane. NCBI's taxonomy places the organism in Eukaryota, Viridiplantae, Streptophyta, Magnoliopsida, Lamiales, Lamiaceae. Gene Ontology annotation, biological process: intracellular manganese ion homeostasis. Bases 94 to 732 code for a protein of 212 amino acids. Gene Ontology annotation, molecular function: manganese ion transmembrane transporter activity; iron ion transmembrane transporter activity. The transcript has a single exon. The record is from RefSeq and is a predicted model, not a curated record.